UGAAAAUAGAUGUGGGGGAGCCCACAGUGGCAAAGACAAAUCGACACCGGCAAUAAAAGCCCGUUUUAUUCUCAAGCACGUAAAGACACGGUGGGGCCACCGUUGCGUGACGUUUGGCUUCGUCGCUGCAUUGUUUCCUUUCCCCAUUAAUUAAGCACUUAGUAACAGUCUAAUUCCACCCCUAACAAAAUGCACUAGUUUGUUUUAUCCACUCACUCAGCCACACAGGGACGAAACGAAACGAAACGAAACGAUCCAUAACGAUGAUGAUGCACACUGUGCAGUGCGCACGCUCACUUCGCUAAUUAACACUAAUCGUUACUUAAAUCAGUUACAACGAGUCAUCGGAACAAGUGCCAGUGCGCCAGAUCUCGAUCUCGAUCUCGAUGCAGUGGCGGUUGCUGCUUUUGUUGCUUUUGGAGCUAACGGCUCGCGCAAUGCCGUAUCCGAUCACUUUUUCCGCGCGCCUCGUUCACCGCUUCGCCGACGAAAUGAAACCGGUUCGGCCUCCGACCGGCUACUGGCCGGACCAGCGGAGCAUGCGCUACUACCAGAUGCUUCUCACCGGCGACAUUCUCCGGCGCAAGAUCAAAGUCGGAGGCACACGCUACCAGCUACUGUUUCCUUCUCACGGCAGCAAAACGAUGUCGCUCGGCAACGACUUCGGCUGGUUACAUUACACGUGGAUUGAUAUAGGAACACCGAGUACUUCGUUUCUCGUGGCGUUGGACGCAGGGAGUGAUCUUCUUUGGAUUCCGUGUGAUUGCGUACAGUGCGCUCCAUUGUCAUCGAGCUACUAUUCCAAUCUGGAUAGAGACCUGAAUGAGUAUAGUCCGUCUCGGUCGCUAUCCAGUAAGCAUCUAUCUUGCAGUCAUCAGUUGUGUGAUAAGGGUUCCAAUUGUAAAAGUUCCCAGCAGCAGUGUCCAUACAUGGUCAGUUACUUGUCGGAGAACACGUCGAGUUCUGGAUUGUUAGUUGAGGACAUACUGCAUCUUCAGUCAGGCGGCACUUUAUCAAACUCAUCUGUUCAGGCUCCAGUUGUUCUUGGGUGUGGUAUGAAGCAAAGUGGUGGUUAUUUGGAUGGGGUUGCUCCAGAUGGCCUAUUAGGUUUGGGGCCUGGGGAGAGUUCAGUUCCAAGUUUUCUUGCUAAAUCAGGAUUAAUCCACUAUUCUUUUUCAUUGUGCUUUAAUGAAGAUGAUUCUGGUAGAAUGUUUUUUGGGGACCAGGGACCAACCAGCCAACAGUCUACUUCAUUCUUGCCUUUGGAUGGAUUAUAUUCAAUCUACAUUAUUGGAGUGGAGUCAUGUUGUAUUGGGAAUUCUUGUCUUAAAAUGACAAGUUUUAAAGCACAGGUGGAUAGUGGGACGUCAUUUACAUUUCUUCCUGGCCAUGUGUAUGGAGCAAUAACUGAGGAGUUUGAUCAACAAGUAAAUGGUUCAAGAUCUAGCUUUGAAGGAUCUCCUUGGGAGUAUUGUUAUGUUCCCAGUUCGCAAGACUUGCCAAAAGUUCCCAGCUUUACUCUCAUGUUCCAACACAAUAACAGUUUUGUGGUCUAUGAUCCCGUGUUUGUAUUCUAUGGCAAUGAGGGAGUCAUUGGAUUUUGUUUAGCCAUAUUGCCAACUGAAGGAGAUAUGGGAACAAUUGGACAGAACUUCAUGACAGGAUACCGUUUGGUAUUUGAUAGGGGAAACAAGAAGCUAGCAUGGUCACGCUCAAAUUGUCAGGAUCUGAGUCUAGGCAAGAGGAUGCCCCUUUCUCCAAAUGAGACUUCAUCAAACCCAUUGCCUACAGAUGAGCAACAAAGAACGAAUGGGCAUGCAGUUGCUCCAGCUGUUGCUGGAAGAGCUCCCCACAAACCUUCGGCUGCUUCAUCUCGGAUGAUUUCAUCGUGCCGGGUACAUUGGCACUGCUAUUUGUUUCUUCUACUUCUACUUGUGUCUGCCCUUUACUGAGACAGACGUGUUCUUAUUCUUAUGUAUGUCAACUAGCCUGUCUAGAUAGCGUUACAUGUAUAUCCAAAUCUGUAUCCAUCUUGUCCUCCUCCUAGCUUUGUAAGUAUUUUAGAUCUUACACCAUCCGAUGCUGUUAUUUUUUUUAACAUUGCCAGCACGUUAGAUUACUAACAUGUACUGGGCCAUUAUCUGUUAACCCCGCUUUUGGUCUGGUAGGUUAUGUAAAUUAAUAUGCCUGGUGUUAUCCAUUGACUGCGUUGUAGUUUAAUUCAUUUUUUCAGUCAACUAAUUUAUGUAACUUUGUUGAUUUUGUUUGAAAUUCUAGGGGACUGUGAAAUA
Glycine soja is the source of this 2291-nucleotide messenger RNA. Its product is annotated as aspartic proteinase-like protein 1. Gene Ontology annotation, molecular function: aspartic-type endopeptidase activity. The record is from RefSeq and is a predicted model, not a curated record. Gene Ontology annotation, biological process: proteolysis. The transcript has 10 exons. Bases 387 to 1952 code for a protein of 521 amino acids. Lineage: Eukaryota; Viridiplantae; Streptophyta; Magnoliopsida; Fabales; Fabaceae.